CGCAAUCUCCCGCUUGGACGACAUCUCGAGAUAGAUUUGCUUUACUACCUAAGAAGCAUGCUUACCGUUUGGGACUGGUGGAUAGGGAUCUGGAAACCCGUGUGUGUCGGCGCCCAGCGCUACAGCACUAGGUUAUCCUACCUGCUUGCCGCCGUCGAAACCCGUCUCCUGAGCCUAAAGCUAUGUGCCGACACCCGCCGCCACCUGGACGACACGAGAGCUAGCGAUAAUCACCACCAGAGCAUCAGCAGCAGCAAUGGCAAAGACCACGAUGGCCGGCUCGAGACUCAAAGACUACUAACGGGCUUCUACAUGGCCGAGGCCAAUCCGCUAUUCUGUAAGGCGCUAGCGCAGCUGCAUAUCGCUAACAUGGCCCUCUAUUUUGACUUUCCGGAAAGGUACUUUGAUUUUGUUGUGCUUAAUUAG
Messenger RNA from Bipolaris maydis ATCC 48331, 426 nucleotides. RefSeq lists its product as uncharacterized. NCBI's taxonomy places the organism in Eukaryota, Fungi, Ascomycota, Dothideomycetes, Pleosporales, Pleosporaceae. The record is from RefSeq and is a predicted model, not a curated record.